Paraphaeosphaeria sporulosa is the source of this 1577-nucleotide messenger RNA. Its product is annotated as alternative oxidase-like protein. The transcript is spliced from 6 exons. The record is from RefSeq and is a predicted model, not a curated record. Lineage: Eukaryota; Fungi; Ascomycota; Dothideomycetes; Pleosporales; Didymosphaeriaceae. The coding region runs from base 315 to 1397 and encodes 360 amino acids. Gene Ontology annotation, cellular component: mitochondrion. Gene Ontology annotation, biological process: alternative respiration. Gene Ontology annotation, molecular function: alternative oxidase activity.
ACGAGACCAGCGCAGGUUUCCUUUAGCUCUAUCGACGAAUCCCGUUCGCUAUGAUGAGAUAGUUCGAGGCUUAUGUCGGCGGCGCGUGCACUGGCAAGGUGGAUCGAACGAGAUCCCGAAAAGUCAUCGAUCCCCUAAAACGCUUUGUCGUCCCGACGAUACCUUGAUUAUAUAAAGCCCGAUUGUUGCUUCAGCUCCCAGUUCUCAUUCACAACUACAGCUACAGCUAUUAUUCAGCUUUAACGUGUUACCCAAUCUCACAUUGACAACUUGUUAUCAAUACCUACCAACAUCGCCACAGCUUACCUACACCUAUGAUCUGUACAAGAGUAACAGCAAACGGACCCAGGGCCUCAAGGCAGGCUUCUGCUCAAUUCAUCAAGACCCUCAAUUGCUUGAAUGCCUCCGGUGCUGGGCUGAGGCCGACAUUCGUCGCCGUCCAUCAUAUUCAGUUGAGCGCGGCACCACAACGGCACUUCUCCAACACGUCCAGGUCAUCCAGGAUCGACGAGUACUUUCCCCAGAAAGAGACUGAAAAAGUCCGCAAGACGCCGUCAGCAUGGCCACACCCUGUGUACUCGUACAAUGAUAUGGAAAGCGUUAUCGUAGCUCACCGCGAAGCCAAGACACGCUCCGAUAGAGUCGCGCUCCUCGCCGUGAAGGUCCUCCGAUGGGGCCUGGAUCUCGCAACGGGAUACAAACAUGACAAGGCUGUUGCGUUGAAUGAAAAGGACCCGGAAGCGGCGAGAAGGAAGUAUGCCAUGACAGAGGAGAAGUACAUGAUGCGGAAUGUGUUUUUGGAAUCGGUUGCUGGUGUUCCUGGAAUGGUCGCUGGUAUGAUCCGGCAUCUCCAUUCGAUGCGACGGAUGAAGAGAGACAACGGAUGGAUCGAGAGUUUGCUCGAAGAAAGCUACAACGAGCGAAUGCACCUCCUGACUUUCCUCAAGAUGAGUGAGCCGGGCUGGUUCAUGAGGUUUCUGGUCCUUGGCGCUCAAGGAGUGUGGUGCAAUGCCCUCUUCUUUGCGUAUCUGAUUUCUCCUCGCACAGUGCAUCGCUUCGUCGGCUACCUCGAAGAAGAAGCUGUUAUCACGUAUACACGCCAGCUCAAGGACCUGGAUGCUGGGCGACUUCCCAAAUGGGAGAAGCUUCAGGCACCACAGAUCGCAAUAGACUACUGGAACAUGCCGGAAGGCCAUCAAUCCAUGCGAGACUUACUCCUCUACAUUCGCGCCGACGAGAGCAAACACCGUGAGGUGAACCAUACUCUGGGCAACCUCGACCAGGUGGAAGACCCUAACCCCUACGUCAGCGAAUACAAGGAUAGUGAGAGGCCCCAUCCACGCAAGGACCUCAAGUUCCAGCGACCGACGGGGUGGGAACGCAGCGAUAUCAUCUAGACUGACAAGCCUAGUUGUUCCUUUUAACUAGUUCCUUGUACUUUUUUUUCUCUUUCUUUUGUCCACUCUCAAAAACAUCAGCACGGCGUUUCUUCUUUCAGGGAAGGCGGAUAUCAUCGGAUACCCAUUGCAUAUCGGGUGUUAGGAAAGCAACAUGUAUACUUCGAAUAAAAACUUCGC